AUGUACAAGAAUGUAGGCGAGUCUGCUAAUGGUAUUGCCGAUUAUGUUCAUAUCAUUUGUUUCCAUCUAAUUGAAUUAUUUGAGAAAUUCGGGCUUGCCCCAUGGGAAUAUCAUAAUAUUGAUUCAGAAGCUUUACAUUCGCAUCAGAAGGCUACUGAAAAUGCAACAACUUUAAAUGGUGGAUGCUUUCAUGAUGAAACAGAGGAUUUGCUUGUUAUGGAUUUGAAGAAAUUCUUCUGUAGAUUGGGUGAUGACUCUUUCUUGUGUGAUAUCUAUGAUAAUAAUAAAGCUGUUUCUUAUAGAUAA
Messenger RNA from Naegleria gruberi, 306 nucleotides. RefSeq lists its product as uncharacterized. The transcript has a single exon. Bases 1 to 306 code for a protein of 101 amino acids. NCBI's taxonomy places the organism in Eukaryota, Heterolobosea, Eutetramitea, Acrasida, Naegleriidae. The record is from RefSeq and is a predicted model, not a curated record.